Molecule: messenger RNA, 1351 nt
Organism: Saprolegnia parasitica CBS 223.65
Lineage: Eukaryota; Oomycota; Saprolegniomycetes; Saprolegniales; Saprolegniaceae
Product: dihydroorotate oxidase
Exons: 7
Coding region: 32-1288 (418 amino acids)
Biological process (GO): pyrimidine ribonucleotide biosynthetic process; 'de novo' pyrimidine nucleobase biosynthetic process
Cellular component (GO): cytoplasm; mitochondrial inner membrane
Molecular function (GO): dihydroorotate dehydrogenase activity
Source: RefSeq, a predicted model, not a curated record
CGAUUCGAGCCAAUCACACGUACUCUUCAACAUGUUUCGUGCUGUGGCCCGCCCGCUCGCCGCCCAAAGCCGCCGCCAGCCGUCCGCGCGCCACAUGAGCUCGAUCCCGACGGGGUCGAGCUCGCCGCUCACGCCACUUCUCCUCGGUGUCGGCGCCGGCCUCGUCUACUUUAACCGCCAGCGCCUCCUCAAGUCGCUCUGCGACCCGGUGCUCAUGCCCGCCGUGCGCCUCUUCGACCCCGAGACCGCGCACAUCCUCGCCGUCAAGGCCGCCAAGUAUGGCCUCAUUCCCAAGGACAAGCGCCACGACGACCCGAGCCUUCAGGUCACGGCCUUCAACCUCACGUUCGACAACCCGCUGGGUAUUGCCGCCGGCUUUGACAAGCACGCCGAAGCCAUGCAAGGGCUUCUCGACAUGGGCUUUGGGUUUGUCGAAAUUGGCAGCGUGACGCCGCUCGCGCAGAGUGGCAACCCCAAGCCGCGCGUGUUUCGGCUCACGGAAGACCGCGGUGUGAUCAACCGGUAUGGCUUCAACAGCGUUGGCGCCGACGUCGUCCAGAAACGUCUCCAGCGCUACGCCUACUGGGCGCUUGAGCGGCCGCAGUACGCGUCCGUGCGCGCGGGCCCCCUUGGCAUCAACCUCGGCAAGAACAAGACGUCGCCGAGCACGAUCGCCGACUAUGUCGCUGGCGUCGAGAAGCUCGGGCCGUACGGCGACUACCUGGUCAUCAACAUUUCGUCGCCUAACACGCCCGGCCUGCGCUCGCUCCAAGGCAAGCAAGAGCUGGAGGCGCUCGUCGCCGCGGUCCUCGAGGCCCGCAACAAGCUCUGGAAGCGGCUGCCGCUCCUCGUCAAGAUCGCGCCCGACCUCACGCUGGAGGACCAAAAGGACAUUGCGGACGUUGCUCUCGCGCUGCAAAUCGACGGGCUCAUCGUGUCCAACACGACCAUCUCGCGCCCUGAGUCCCUCCAUAGCGAGCACAAGGGGGAGACGGGCGGUCUUAGUGGCGCGCCGGUCAAAGACAUCUCGACCAAGGUGCUCCACUCGAUGUAUGCGCUCACGCAAGGCAAGAUCCCGCUCAUUGGCGUCGGCGGCGUCGCGACCGGUCAAGACGCGUAUGAGAAGAUCCGCGCCGGCGCGACCCUUGUCCAAAUGUACUCGUGCCUCGUGUUCGAUGGCCCGAUGGCCGUGCCGCGCAUCAAGGAAGAGCUCGCGGCGUGCUUGCAGCGCGAUGGCUUUGCCUCGGUCCACGACGCGAUCGGUGCUGCCCACGCGCCGACCGAGUAGGCCACUUGACUCUGAAGAAUUCAGUGGACGCUUGUAUUACUCCGGAAGCAUAUCGGUGAUGUG